AUGCUGCUUGUGGAAGAAGGGAUGGAUUUAAUGCAUAGUUUCCAUAUUUCAUACUCUAGCACUAGCACUCGGAAUCCACUCCAUAUCUUCAUCAAUAUCACUGCUCGCAACUGCCUAUUCUCUCACAGCUCGUGCCGUGUUGAAUACCUCUUCGGAAUUGACUCAAGAAUUAGCCUAAAAUUGAACUUGAUCGCCGAUACAGCAGCAAGUCAUAUUUGUGUCUAUGAUGCAGUCGAAUGGGUACCAGCUACUAGCCCAUCCGUUGAAGGAGCUACUCAAGCCCAGCUUCCUCUUUCGCCAUGUAGAAUUCCAAAACGGUUAGUUGCAGCUAUUCGACUGCAUAUCUGA
Sclerotinia sclerotiorum 1980 UF-70 is the source of this 348-nucleotide messenger RNA. RefSeq lists its product with no specific name. The coding region runs from base 1 to 348 and encodes 115 amino acids. The record is from RefSeq and is a predicted model, not a curated record. NCBI's taxonomy places the organism in Eukaryota, Fungi, Ascomycota, Leotiomycetes, Helotiales, Sclerotiniaceae. The transcript is spliced from 3 exons.